This is a messenger RNA of Bactrocera dorsalis (oriental fruit fly), 6125 nucleotides long. RefSeq lists its product as uncharacterized. Gene Ontology annotation, molecular function: DNA-binding transcription factor activity, RNA polymerase II-specific; RNA polymerase II cis-regulatory region sequence-specific DNA binding. The record is from RefSeq and is a predicted model, not a curated record. Gene Ontology annotation, biological process: regulation of transcription by RNA polymerase II. The coding region runs from base 523 to 4374 and encodes 1283 amino acids. The transcript is spliced from 3 exons. NCBI's taxonomy places the organism in Eukaryota, Metazoa, Arthropoda, Insecta, Diptera, Tephritidae.
CAAGACACUUUAUUUACCAGAUUGCGAUUUGAUGAAUUAAUCAAUGUCAAAAAGUAGGAUGACGGCGUAAAAUUAACGGCAAAAACAUAACGAUAAUUCGAUGAUGUCAUUUUCGCCUCAGUCAUAAUUCAUCGCACAUAUUAUACCGCCUGUUCCUAUAUGAAUGUAGGUACAUAUGUGUGGUGUGAGCAGCAAAUCAGAAAAGAGUUAAUCAUGAAAGACACAACUGUGUGCGUAAGUAUGUGUGUGUGUGUGUGUUUAAUGGUAGGCCAAAAAGGGUUGUGAAAUAUUAACAACAAAUGAGUUUUAGGGCAAAUUUUGUACGAAAACCCGAAAAAGCCAGCCCCGUUGGGGUGAAGUCGCAUAACUUUUCGAGAUGGUUAUGGCAAGUGGCAGUGGCAUUAAUGUGCUACAUUAUGGAUUCAAUGAUAGGCGUUUGCAUUCGUUCAAUAACAUGUCCGUGUAUGUAUGUACAAAUGUUGAGCACAAUUAUGUAUUUAUUAAAAAAGCAAUUGAUCAUUAAUGUCAAUGCAAAGGAGGGGAUUGCCAUUAGAUCCGAAUUUGUCGCCAUACUGGACAUAUAUUAAGUUAACUAUUAUAUUAAAAAGGAAAUCAUUUGGUCAUUAUUUUCCAGAGAUGGCGACAUCGAAGGCUCUCGGCGAAUCAACGGGCCUUUUUAUUCCCUGUCCCUGGCAUUUACCACCGUUUAACUUAAACCUAAACUCACGCACACCAGCGCCAACGUCAACGCCAACGCCAACAACAACUUCAUUCGCCGUUGCUGCAACAAAUGCAAUGGACAAUCAAAAAGCACAUUAUAACGGUAUUUUUCCUUUACGCCUACCAGGACAACUGUUAGCCGAUGUCACCAAAGGUCUAGAAGACACACAUCCCCAAGCCGAGCCAUUCCAGUUGCAUCAUUUGGAGUAUAUUAAAUCACUGAACUCUACAUUGUUGGCGCAAAUGGAGGAAAAUAGCUCCUUGAGCACUCAACUGACAAUUAACAAGCUUCCGAAAUUAUUUGGCAGUUUAUAUAAUAAACCAAAUGGAAAUUACAUAAAUAAAGGAUUGCAUAAUAAACUGUUUCAGCAACAGACCGAAGAGGCAAGUGGAAUCAUUGCAGAAGCUGGGGAAUCCUCGACGCUUCAACAGGUGUUCGAAACUGCCAGGUCCAAUCAACUAACGACGUUGUCAAUACCUCAUGUUCGUCUACCAUCUGGUGAACGCCUAAAUGACUCCCUCAUCCCAAUGACCAAUGCAGAAUCAGAAGCCACAAAAAAAGUGAAUGGCAAUGUUUCCCUAACAGCUCUUCACAAUAUUCAGCUCCAAACGCCGCCAACAUCUUCGCCACAGCAAAUGACCGAACUAUUUCUGCAACCAACGCUGUUACCUCAACGCAUGCUUCAGUUUUCACAGACCCCGCCUGUUGCGGCUAACUUAAGGGUACCCAAAGUGGGGCAACCAUAUCAUGAUCACUAUAACAAUCAAUAUAGAAACCAAAUGUCUAAUAACACUGACACCUUGGUCUCAGCCGCCGAAUCACUGCAAUUAUACAAAUCCAUAUCAGAACACCAACCACCUCUGAACAAAGUUGGGUUGCAAGCCAAGAGUACAAUGACAGGUCCUUUCCCAUACAGAAACGACCCAACCACAACCAACUCAGCAGCAGUGGCGUCUCCAACAAAUAUGUCAGCAUCGAUGGAAAUGAAAGCGCAACCAACAACAAUGGAGGCACUAAUUAAUACGUUUCAGCCUUCAUAUAUCUCCUUACCUCACACAUCAUCAACAACUCCAAUGUUCGCGCACCGGAAGCCACCUUCUCCACCACCCUAUUCCCUCAAACAGCGCAGAGAUUGGAAAGCAGAAGAAACGUCAUCUCACGAGACGUCUACAUCGGCGCUGCCGUCAUACGUUAGAAAGUCAUUAACCCAGAAUGCCAACAACACUCAUGGUGCCGCGUCUAACGACCAAACGGCGAGACUUUCUCAACUAACGAAUACCCACAAACACACCCACAACCAGGACCACAUCCACAAUAAAAUCAAAAGCAAGCAGAAACAAAGGCAAAAGCAAAAACAAACACAAAAAUCGAAACAAAAGCAACCAGACUAUGUACAGGAGUGCGUAACUUACACAUCCUUAGGUUAUACUAGCAAUGGAGAGCAAUUGUUCGUGCGGCAUUUCCACGAGAGAGAUCGUCUCAUACGAGAGCAUCAAUUAAAGCAUCGCAUAUGCAACACCUUCAGUGCUAACAACGACGAUUUUGAUGGUGAUAGACGCGUUCGGCAAACAACUACACAUCACGAAGAGACGACAGCAUGUCUGGGGUCACCCGGAAUUCGUGAAAGCCUUGAAAACGUCGCGGUAGCCACAACAAAGACCACGGCGGCAUCGACUGUUGCUGUUGCCGUUGCUGGCGAUGCUGCGAAUGGCAUUGCCUUUGUUAAUAACGCUAGCACUAAUUCUAAUUGGCAUGGUGUCUGCCGUAGUGUUGAUGACAUUGUGCUGCCAGUGGACCAAGACCAAACCGAGCGGGCGACAGCGACAGUGGCAGUGGGUGCUCUUGCUGGCGUUCGUAUCGACGAUACUGCGGCUGCGAGGGAUGAUUUGGCGCGAUUCGAGGAAAUGACGACACGAGACAAUGCAGAAAUCUCAACGACCACAGACACGUCUCCCAAACUCAUGGAUAGAUGCGCGCCCAACACGAAGGUGACGAAACAAAGAAGUGCGAAUGCUCCAAUAGCAGAUACAUUCAAUGGACACAUGCGAUACUCGCCGUCACCACUGCGCUCACCAGCCGGCGACAACGAUAGGUACGAAGACGAAGGGUGUGCUGAGCAGUUUAAGCGAUGUGUCCUGCCAGCGAAGAAUUUGAGUAAGAAGCGUCGUCAUGAAAUGGCCGCAGAGUCGGACGAAAUACUUGACCUUGCACCGCAAUCACCAAAGAGACUGGCACGUUCACCACUCCGUCCUGUGACGCCGGGCGAGAUGAAUGCAAGAACCUCUGAUGAGCACUGUCACCAGCUAUCGGAGAGUGCGUCGAACCUCUUUGCUGCGCUGCAGAGUCCACUGGCACCACUACUGCUGCAAAAUCACCUUGGCAUGGCAGCACCAAACUAUGCUGCCAGUGAAAUGCAACAGGCGUUCCAGCUCCAACUGCAAAGCUAUGUAGAUAUGAUGCGUCAAGUAGCGCCGGAUAAUUUUCAAAAUCCAACAGCUACGCAUUUCCUGCUCCAAAACUCUCUGCAAGCCAUGGCGCAGUUUCAAGCUUUGCAACAAUUGAAACAACAACAACAGUUACAACAAGAGCUGCAACAACAUUUUGAAAGCGAAGAACAUCCACCCACGAACAGAUUUAAUUCCCAAGGCACGCCAGCACGAGGAAUAAAACACUUUUCCACGCCGUUGGUCUCAUCACCAUUGCGUAGCCCCUCACUAAGUCCAGUUAGUCGGCGUCACUUGAAAUCCUACAAGCUUACACAAGACGAUGAAGAAGAAGAAAGCGGCAACGCAAACUCUUCGCAGCAGACCACACCACCUAAUUCUGCCUUGGGUCUACAAAUGGGCAGCGCCAUCUUAACGCCAAAUACGCCCGGCAUGUCUUCCAUAUUCCCCACCACGAUACCCGGCGCAACAAUGAGCUUCAGCAGUACACCACAAAACAACAAAGCGGUCGGCGCAAACGCAAUGUCGGCAGCAGCACGCUCUCUCGACCAAUCGCCCGAAGAGACAACCGAUCUGGAAGAACUCGAACAAUUCGCCAAAACUUUCAAGCAGCGCCGUAUUAAACUCGGCUUCACGCAAGGCGAUGUUGGUUUGGCAAUGGGAAAAUUGUACGGCAAUGACUUCUCGCAAACCACCAUCUCACGAUUUGAAGCACUCAACCUCAGCUUCAAAAACAUGUGCAAACUAAAGCCGCUGCUGCAGAAAUGGCUGGCUGAUGCAGACAAUACAAUAUCAAAAACGGGCGGUGUGUUCUCACUGAGCUCCAUGACAACAACGCUCACUACACCUGAAAACAUAAUCGGACGAAGGCGCAAAAAGCGCACCUCCAUCGAGACCAACGUCCGCAGCACACUCGAAAAGGCAUUCAUGAUCAACUGCAAACCCACUUCGGAGGACAUCAAUAAUUUGGCGGAUCAACUAAAUAUGGACAAAGAAGUGGUGCGCGUUUGGUUUUGCAAUCGGCGGCAAAAGGAGAAACGCAUUAAUCCUGCCAUGGACCUGGACAGUCCGACAGGCACACCACUCAGCAGCCACAUCUUCGGCUUCCCCGCAAAAGCGCUCAGUAUGUCAAACAGCCAAGAAGCCUCCUCAAUGUGCGGCAGCUCGAUUAGCUCCCUGUCUCCACAUUGCGCGAGCAAGCAAGAAUGAUCCCGAGGCCACAGUGAUGUGAAUCGAAAAAAGCCCUAUCGGGAAAUAAGUAUACCCCAUUCGUCAUACCUGCAGAGCUUCGCACCACCACCACAUUCAAGCCGCACACAACCGUUCUUCGAGAACCGCCAGGCUUUGCAAAGGAUUUGGCACUUCUGCGAGAAACCGUCGUCAUUUGCGUCGAGCUCGUUCGAUACAUAUUCUCAUUACACGGAGCUGAUCUAAACAUAUUCACACAACCAUACAUACCUAAGCUAAACAAAUGUGUAUAUACAAAAAGUAUUUAAGGCAUUACUUUUACGAAAGUCUAUCUCUUGAUCAUAUCAACGCCCGGCCACAGACAGAGCCAUAAUUUAAUUAUAAUUAUUUAAGCAAUUACAAGUUCCAAAUGUGUAUUUUAAAUGUUUGUACAAUCUAUCACUCAAGUAUUACACACAGUUAUGUAACAGUUAUGUAAUGCGAAACGUACAUUUAUAUGUGCUCUUCGGCUCCAGCGACGCUUGUGGCGAGUACGAAGAGUUGGUAGUAUAUAUUUCAAUUUGUUUUUGGCAUGAAAUUAACCGAAUAUGUACAUAUAUUAUCUAUACACAUACAUGGGCAUGAAUUUGUGCAUGUAUGUAAAUGCAUUGAAUGUGUGUGUAAGUCGCAUUUAAUGAAAUUACUUAGUCAAGGUUCCUAUAUUUAUGUUCAAAUCCAGUUCAUGUAAUUAUUUAUGCGCAACACAUGUUCAAUGCAGGCGAGUCUAGUAUAUUUUUUAUUAGUUUUUUGUUUCUCACACUCGAAGAAUUUAAAGUGAAUCACACGAAGCCCCAAAUGCCGAUCUUCCAUUAAUAAGCAGUUUUCAAAUUCCGCAAAUAUUAUCAAGUACUUUUCGCGGUUUUACAAACAAACAUAUGCAUACAUACAUACAUAAAUACCAUCAUAGAUAAUUGGGUAUUGCUUUUCGAAAUUUCUGGGAAACUUUUGAUUUCGAAAAUCAGCAUUCAAUGUCUUCAACUCUUUUUCCAUCAUUUUCGUCUCUUAUUCUUUGUAUGUAUGUACAGAUAAAGAACGAUUUUUUUAAAUUUUGAUUGUUUAACAUAAAAUGUACAUUAAUAUUAAUUUUGUUAAAGCAAGCCUUCCUGCGCGCAGCUUCCGAAUUAUGCCGGAAAUGAUGCCUGUGUGCAGAUUGUGCUGGAAUUGGUUUGCCUUUUGUAGUUUGAACUGCACGUUCCACUAGAAAAUGUUUGCCAAUUCCAAUUCUCCUAUUCAAAUAUAUUUCUAACAUUACUGCAUAACUGUUCAAACUUUUUGGAGGCUUUUGUGCAUUUGUUGUUGUUUAUGUAAAUCCACUUCAGUUUGACCCGAGUGCUUAUAUGGUAUAUAUUGUAUAGGAAAUUUUAAAAUUCUUAUUAAAUUAUUAAUUGUAACUGUAUACUUAUGAACUUGGAUUAUACUAAAUUAUAAAAUAAUUAAUGUAGAUUUGUAGAAAAAUAAAUGAGUUCACACCGAACGCAAAGAUAUCAAUACAAAUAAAAACCGAGAAUGUAUUUAGCAGCUAAUCAUUGAGUAUGGUUUUCAUUUCAAACACCCGCUUAAUUAAAGUCAAGCCUCAGUUUAGUAUUUGCUGCAGGCAUUUUUUCCAGUGCUCGGCUAGACGUGCACCAACACAGAUUGCUACUCACGAGUAUGAAAUCAACCACAAAAAUUUAAUGGUGUUUAGAUGCCUCCAUUCUGAAUUUUCGAAUACCGAGUUUUGCACUAAAUAUUCC